Drosophila serrata is the source of this 1468-nucleotide messenger RNA. RefSeq lists its product as uncharacterized. Lineage: Eukaryota; Metazoa; Arthropoda; Insecta; Diptera; Drosophilidae. The record is from RefSeq and is a predicted model, not a curated record.
AUGUCGCGUGCCGAGAAGAUCGAGAAUCCCAAUGAGAGCCUUGUUGUUCCGAAAUGGUUAAACGAGUCUAAAUUAAAGCCUUUACUGGCUAAGGAUGAGCCCGAGUAUGCCAGGAUUCUCAAGUUUACUCCAGUGGCUGCCGUUCCCCCAGGUGGUAAUUUCACCUCUGUCAUGCUGAGAGUUUACUUGGAUCUGGAAAUGAAGGAUGGAACUCAUAAAAGAAAAUCAUAUGUGUUGAAGACCGCUUUGGAUUUUGACAAGGGCGGCAAGGGAAUGAAUGAGUUCCGGUAUUUCCACAAGGAACAGCAGAUGUACUCAACUUAUUUGCCCAAGUUCGAGGAACUCUAUCGGGAGGCCGGUCAUCCCGUCCAGCUGAAUCCAAAGUGCCUGGAAAUCGGAGAGGAGGAAGGCAAUCUCUACUUUAUCUUCGAGGAUCUGUCAACGCAGGGCUACCAGGGUGUGGAUCGUACGAAAGGCAUUGAUAUGGAGCACAUGCGACUGUCCCUUAGGAAACUGGCUGAACUCCAUGCCGCCAGUGUGGUCUACAAGGAUCGUAACGGCCCAUAUUCCGUGGACUUUGAGCAUGGAUUUGCCAAGAAGGACAACAUUAAGCACAGCAUGCGAGGCUUCAGUGUCAAGGCUCCAGAUUUCAAGGCAGCAAUGAGGACUUGGGGCAUGGAUGAGAGAUAUCUCAAGAAUUUCCCAACUGCCGAGCAGUAUGCCCAACUUUGUUUAGAAUCUCUUAACGUUGAUCCCAAGGACUUUAAUGUCCUGACACAUGGUGACUUUUCAGCCUCAAAUAUCCUUUACAAAUACGGCGAAAGAGGUGAUCUACAGGAAGCCUGUCUUCUGGACUUUCAGAUCUGCAAAUGGGGAAGUCCUGCCCAGGAUCUGCUGAUGAUGAGUACCAUCUCAGCAGAGAAGGGAUUGCGCAUCAAGGAGUUUGACAACAUUGUGAGGAUAUACUGGCAAUAUCUUAUCGAGUGCUUGGAUAUACUUAAGUAUGAGCAGCCGUAUCCACAACUGAGGGAUCUGCAGUCCUCUCUGUACAAGAAGAAUAACACGCUUUAUGCCUUCUUUUGCGUGAUGAAUCACCUAACCUCCCACUUACUGCCCACCAGCAGGGAGAGCAACCUGCAUACCAUCAUGUCCAAUGACGAGGUGGGUCGUAGUCUCCGUACCCGGAUGUACACCAAUCCCGCAUACGUGGAGGUCAUCAGGGAGCUCUAUCCCUUCUACUGCAACCGCGGCCUCUUCAACUUCGAAGACUACGAUGUCUAGCAAGCAAUGGCUAUCGUCGCCAGUUCAUUCAUCUCCAAGUGCAGCUCGCACUCGAGGCGAUUAAAUAAAUUGUGUGCGAAUAUUGAUUCUGGUUUUUUCGAGUUCUCCACGGCGAAUGUCGCACUGCAAUUGAAAGCGGAAGGCCUUGGAAUAGUUUUUUGAGCUGGUCUUUGAGUUAGAGGUUCUA